AUGGCGUCCAUCACGACUGGAAAGACCCCAAAGCACAGAGCCUCGAGAGCAUUCGAGCGUUGCAGAGCAAGAAAAGUCCGCUGUGAUAUUGUCCAUAGAUCGGAAAGAUGCACCAAUUGUGAGCUCGACCACAUACAAUGUGUUGAGGUCCACGCGAGGCGACGAAAGCGUGGGACUGGUCGCCGUAUCAAGACGACCUCCACACCUGCUCUUGCAUAUGCUACUCCAUCGGAAGAUCUAUCAGGGUCAGGAUCAGUUCAUGACGCUCCUGAUACUCUGCCUCCCACUGCGACGGAAGCAGAAGAAGCAGCGGAUGCGUCGACCGUGGAACAGAACCAGUUUCCAGAGAUUGCUCACCAAGAAGACGGGCAUCCCCUUCCGGACUCAAAUGAAGACCUUUUUCCCGACUUUACAAUUGACCUGCUCAAAAAUGGCAACGAAACGAACCCGUUGACUCAGGCUCCAGAAACGCGGCUUCUGCCUCCAUUCAUCGCUCCCAUACGAUCGUAUCGAACAUUCCAAUAUCAUGAAUUUCUCCACGAGAAAGGGGCGUUGGCCAUACCGCCAAAGAAAAUCCGAAAUGCCAUUCUCAUGCGCUACGUUGAGUUUGCCUAUCCUCAAUUGCCCCUGGCAGACUUUCACCACGUCCUCCAAGCUGUCGCAACAGAUGGAAGAGAAGGAAAGGUGGGCCUGUUACUAUUCCAAGCCAUCAUGCUCGCGGGUUCACCAUUCGUGGAUGCCGAAUACAUCUUCGAAGCUGGCUAUCCUUCCAGAAUGGCACUCAGGCAAGAACUAGCAGAAAAAGUCAGGCUAUUAUUCGAUUUUGACUGCGAAACCGAUCGACUGAUUCUCGUUCAAUCUGCUAUUCUUAUGACCGGCUACCAGGAGCAUGGAGAUUCGCCCAAGCAUCUUCGAUAUUUCAUCGCGAUAGCCUACAAUAUCGCUCUUCUGCUGGGGUUGAACAAAGACCCAUCUUCUCUGCGUAUUCCCGCUAAACAGAAGCAUCUUCGCAAGCGAAUCUGGUGGUCUCUUUAUAUGCGCGAUCGAACUCUGUCCUUGGGCCUUCGUCAAAAUCCCGUCAUUGCAUUUGAGAAUUGCGAACUUCCCGAGCUGGAAAUUGAAGAUUUUGACGUCCAGCCAGCGUCUCCCGAGACCUGCUCCAUGCUUGAGGACUGUGGCCUUCUGCGAGACCUUGAUCAGCAAACUCGCCUGGGGGAAGUGUAUAUGGCGCAACUCGAACUCAGUCAUCACCUUGCCAACGUUCUGAAAUCGAGAUAUACGGCAAUUGCACCAAAACUCGGAAGCACGCGAUUAAUUGCACUGGUGCUCGUGCCCAAAGGACCACACGCAAGUGCAGACACAUCCGACAUUCAAACGUGCUCUGAGCGGCUCGACCAAUGGUUUCGAGAUCUUCCAGACAGUCUCAGAUAUCGAACACCGCUAUCUCUCUACUUUAGUCCAGGACAAGACAUCCUGAUUCUGCAUUGCGGUAUUCUCAACCUCUUCUACUACGCCCUGGUCUGCGCGCUUCAUCGACCCUAUCCCUCACCCAUUCUUCGCAAUCUUGCUGCGUCGGAAAUGUGUUCUCAGCGCAAAGCGAGGCACGCCGCCAAUGCCAUCUCCUCGAUCCUAGAGGAAUUUCAGAUCCAAGACCUCAUCGGCUUCAUGCCUUCUCAAGGGCUCACUUUCAUGCUUCAGGCCGCGGUGACGCAUCUGUGUGACUCGACUUCUAAAACGGCACACUUACGAAGUCAGAGCCAUCACCACCUCGAAGCGUGUCUGGAGAUUCUCGAUGCGUUGAAAGAUGUGCAUUCCUAUGCACGAUACGCCACCGAUUUUCUGACAAGCGCAGCGGCAAAACUUUAUCGGCGAUCAAGAUCGGUUGAGAGAUUUACUGUUAAUACGAAUGUAAAUGCAAAUACAGGGACUGAAGUUUCGGCUGGAAGCCUUUCUACUUCGAAAGACGGCAUACACAAUGACCAUCACAAUGAGAUGACCGCACCAGGGGGAGAGUCUUCUUUUCAUGCCUAA
Messenger RNA from Rhinocladiella mackenziei CBS 650.93, 2031 nucleotides. RefSeq lists its product as uncharacterized. The coding region runs from base 1 to 2031 and encodes 676 amino acids. NCBI's taxonomy places the organism in Eukaryota, Fungi, Ascomycota, Eurotiomycetes, Chaetothyriales, Herpotrichiellaceae. Gene Ontology annotation, biological process: DNA-templated transcription; regulation of DNA-templated transcription. Gene Ontology annotation, molecular function: DNA binding; zinc ion binding; DNA-binding transcription factor activity, RNA polymerase II-specific. The transcript has 2 exons. The record is from RefSeq and is a predicted model, not a curated record.